This is a messenger RNA of Stegastes partitus (bicolor damselfish), 2534 nucleotides long. RefSeq names its product solute carrier family 22 member 7-like. Gene Ontology annotation, biological process: transmembrane transport. The transcript has 9 exons. NCBI's taxonomy places the organism in Eukaryota, Metazoa, Chordata, Actinopteri, Pomacentridae. Gene Ontology annotation, molecular function: transmembrane transporter activity. The coding region runs from base 1 to 1578 and encodes 525 amino acids. Gene Ontology annotation, cellular component: membrane. The record is from RefSeq and is a predicted model, not a curated record.
AUGAAGUUUGAGAACAUUCUUGCUGAUAUUAAUGGAUUCGGAAGAUUUCAAGUAAUGAUCAUUGUGAUCAGCUUCAUUGGCCGCUUCACACUGCCCUGCCACUUCAUGCUGAACAACUUCAUAGCAGCUGUUCCUGCUCAUCACUGUGACAUCAGCUCUCUGGACGAUGGGGGUAUUUUUAUGAAUUUAUCUCACGCUGAGAGGCUUGUUGUUGGUAUUCCGGUCCAGCAUGAUGGGACUCCAAGCUCCUGUUACAUGUUCGCGGAGCCUCAGUAUCACCUGCUGUUGAAUUUCUCCAACAUCACUGAUGGACCCACGGUGCCGUGCCGGAAUGGAUGGGUGUACGAUAACACCACCUUUAAGUCAACUCUGACCUCACAGUGGGACCUGGUGUGUGAUAAACGAGGGAAAAACAAAGCAACUGCUACCAUCUUUUUUGUUGGAGUUAUGUUUGGCGCCAUGGCCUUUGGAAGUCUAAGUGACAGGUAUGGCCGAAGGAUCAUGCUGCUGGUGUCGUAUGUGUCUGGAAUGCUGUUUGCUGUUGCGAGUGCGUUUUCUACGUCCUACGUGAUGUUCGCAGUGCUGAGGUUCUUCACUGGCUUUUGCAUCACUGGCAUCGUCAUUGUCUCAGCAGUGCUCAGUGUGGAGUGGGUGGACAUUGAGCACAGGAAAAUGGUGGGAGUGUUGGACAGCUUAUCCUGGACUUUCGGAAAUACAGGGUUUGCAGCCAUUGCCUACUUUGUGAAUGACUGGCGGUUGCUGAUCGUCACUGUUACAUCACCUUUAAUCUUGGCCAUCAUCAUGUGGAGGUGGAUGCCAGAGUCGGCGAGGUGGCUCAUUGCCAAUGGGAAGCUGGAGCAAGCUCAGAUGUAUUUGAAAGAAUGCGCUAAAAUGAAUGGAACAGAGGCGUCAACUAACACACUUAAAACAGAGACAUUAUCCACUAUUGUUGUGACGGAGAAAAGAGAUCGUUCUUACUCCUACUUUGACCUGGUGCGAACACCUGAGAUGAGGAAACUGGCCCUGCGUACUGGUCUAUUAUGGUUUUGUGUUGCAAAUGCAUUUUAUGGCAUCAGCUUCAACAUCGCAAGCUUUGGGCUCAACCUCUAUCUCACUCAGUUCACCUAUGCUUUAAUUGAGGUGCCAGCCAAAGUGUCAGUUUACUACUUGCUGGAUAAGGUGGGCCGACGGCCUACUGAGGUGGGAACUCUGCUGGUUACUGGAGUUUGUCUUGGAAUCAACAUCCUGGUACCAAAAGAUAUGUCUGUGGCUCGAACGGUGGUAGCCAUCGUUGGAAAAGGGUUUUCUGCAGCAUCCUUUGCAACUGUUGUGCUGUACAGCUCUGAACUGUAUCCUACUGUCGUGAGGCAGAACGGUAUGGGCUACAACUCCUUUAUGGCUCGGUUCGGUGUAGCUGUGGCUCCUUUAAUCCUUUUACUGGAUGAGGUCUGGAAGGAUCUGCCGCAGGUCAUCUUGUGCUGUGCGGCUUUCAUUGGGGCAUUGCUGGCAAGAAUGCUGGCAGAGACCCGCAACAGAUGUCUGCCCGAGACCAUCGAGGAUAUUGAACAGAAGCGGUAGUUAACAAGACAUCUGCCUCAAGCACAUAUUUAAUUCGUAGUCAUUUGUAGAUUAAAUUCCAAAUUAAAAAGUAUGAGCGUGUGUACAGGUUGUUUUGUGUUAAUUUAUGCAUACAAUAAGUUUAGGGGUUUAUUUGAGAACAUAGUUGACCUUUUUUGUUAUGUCUGCAAGCUGUCAAUAGACGAUGUGGCUACUAAUCUAUAUGGCACAAAUUACAUUUGUUUUAACAUCCUUCUUUUUAAGUAUCCUUGGAUGAAUAGGUUUUAAUUUGUCCUCUUUAAGGGUCUCAUUCCAGGGAACCGCUGUCAGUAGAUACACAAUGUAUGCUUAAUUGUGAUGGAAUGUAUUUUAAUGAAAAGUUUGUUUCCUUAAAAUUUUAACACAAAAACUCAGCGUCAACAUUCUGUCUGUACAACGGAUUUUAUCAAACUGAGCUCCAUGUCAUGUAAAACAAGAAAGGUGAGUGUAACAUUAACUGCUGUGAAUUUUCCAGGGAAAACGUGUUUAAGAACCAAUAAGUUAUGAAUUAACAAGAAAUUGAGCAUACAGUCGUUAUCAAGUCAGAGGAGGUAUUCACUCAUCACAAACCAGCCUUUGCAAUACUUAUUUACACAUUUAAUCUGACAUUUACUCCUAAACUCCUUCCAAAACAGUAUCAUGACAAAACAGCAAAUGUCUCUCCUCGUGACCACACUGCUUUUGCAAAUAACUGGGCUUACUAAUUAAUAUAUACACAGAAAUUAAGUCAAAGCUCCUUUAUUAAAGAAACAAAGCAAGCACAGAUCUUUGCUGACUCAGCGGUCUCCUAAAGGAAGUUCAACCACAUCUAAAUGACAUGUUUCUGAUAUUCCUUUUGAAAAUCAUUAUAGCCAGGUCUAACAGUUGCUGCGGAUAUUUAAUCUGACAUUACACUUAGUUACAGAAUUAACAUUGAUGGGGGAAAAGAAGAAAAAAAA